This is a messenger RNA of Homarus americanus (American lobster), 6929 nucleotides long. RefSeq lists its product as uncharacterized. Bases 998 to 4279 code for a protein of 1093 amino acids. The record is from RefSeq and is a predicted model, not a curated record. The transcript has 3 exons. Lineage: Eukaryota; Metazoa; Arthropoda; Malacostraca; Decapoda; Nephropidae.
GAUCUACCUGUAUCUUGUCCACUUUCCUUCCUCCUUGGGACCACAGAGGCAGCCACAUAUAUUUCUUACCUAAACAUUACCACCACUUAUGACUUCCAUACCUCUUAAGUGUACAAGACAUCAACAACACUUGGCUUAUGAAUUUUACAAGUAUUCUACAGAUUUAAAUAUGCUACCUAACUUUGACCUAUUUAUAGAAAAGGUAUUGAAUAGAUUAAUAAACAAUCUCAUGGUAGUACUGUAGUUAAUGUACUGAAUAACACUACAGGAACGCGUGUCUUUCACCCCUCAUGUCCUGGGUUCGAUCCUUGGUCCGGGAUAUAUGAGAGCGUGUUGUGACUGUACCAAACAUGACUGGUGUUCUCAAGGUAUAGUUGUGGGGGGUUCCUCUACUCAACGCUUGUAACCAUGCUGCCUUCCCAGCACCAAGCUGCAUUGUACAUCCAAUACAACAUGUAUAUAGAGAGUACAUGGUGAGUUUCCUUUCUCCAUCCCAUCCUGAGUGUGAACCAAACAUAUCAUACCCCACAAGCCCCCGCUCGGGGGCUAGUUUAUUGGGCACAUCCUUACAUCCUGUGCAACGCAAAAGCCUUUAUACAAUUAUUAUGAAAAAACACAGGAAGAAUAGAGGUCAACAUAGACUAAAGGUUACGGAAUGCGUUUCAACGCAUGUAUUAUUGACUCAUUGGAUGGAAUAUAAAGAAAACACCACUAAAUUGGUUCAGAAUUGCAGUUUUGUAAUUAUGAAUAAUGAAGUGAAGGCAUUCUUUUUUAUAGUAAGGUACCGGAAAACUCUAUCUGUAUAUAGCACACUGGCACCCUGUCCCUCAAGAGUCAGUCUAGGCGAGUAUUGGAGCAGCAGGACGUGUGGCUGGUGGAGGCUCUGUUACAUCACCACAGUUCACUCCAGAGAAGCCCAUCCACCUUACAGUGUAUCAUACAAGUUAAUUAAAUACACGAUCUAUUGAUUAAGACGAGGCAACAGUGACCAACCAUCAUGGCUUGUGGUGUGCAAGUCGGGGUGGGUAUCGGCAGACACGAUGGCCUGCCACACAAACAACCCCACACCUUAAUACAGAGGAUGAAAAGACACAAGAAAGACUCCGGGAUCAAAGUUCCUUUACGGCGGGAACAUUCCAAACAGAUGUGCAUCGGUGUGGAGACGUGGAUCCCCGCAGCCAUGGUGACCCCCGACCCAGCGCUGGAGGAGGAUGUGGAGGUGGAUCUUGGGGAAAAAGUCACCGAUGCUCGACUCUACGACCUGCCGGAGGAGGUUGGUGAUGGCCAGGAGAAGAUACACACCCUGUUACACAUGCCCACCAAACUGCCUAAGGGAUCCCUGGGUCCUGCUCCCUCCUCUACCACCCUCAACAUCCUCAUGGUUGAUGUGUCAGGCUCCAUGGAGCCAUUUUGGAAAAGUGUGGUUCAGUAUUGGAACCAGUAUGUGGCACCCACACUGAUGGGUCACACCAACAUCUAUGUGUUCAGCACGCAGGUUAUUUUCCGUAGGUCGGGCGUGAACUUGCACCCUCAAGAUUUUUUGGGUGGUGGUACAGACUUUAUUGGUGCCCUACAAACUGUGGUCAGUGAUGUGUAUCAGUGUAAGGAGAGGUACGUGAAGGUGUUCCUCGUCACGGACGGUCACCACACAGUCUCUAAGGCAACACCAGAGACUAUUAUUGAGAAAAUACAGUGUGCAAGAGGCAAGGUGUGUGAUGUUUAUAUCCUGGGUAUAGGGGAAGAUUUUCCCGUGCAGCACAGCGUUGACAUUCGUUCUAGGUUACAUAAUGGCAAUUCCAACCUUCCAUAUCUGUUUGCAGCCAAAACCCUAAAUGACCUUAAGGAACAAAUGGUAACCAUCAGCAAAACAAGUUCCCAAAUUAGUGACCAGGUUGUAAAAGUGUCUGUGAAGGGAGCAACUCUACCUGGGACAGAUAUGAAUGACACUUUCUACCUGGGAGAGUGGGUGUACUGCUCCUGUGAACCACAACAAGCGGAACACCUCACCUUCUGGCACGGCUCACGCACUUUUAGCACCACCCUUGAGCGGCAGCCCAUGUUGUUAUCUGACCUGGAAGAUGUUUUCUGCCAGUGGAAUUCAUUGAUUAUCCAGCGCCACAGGAUGGGGGAGACUGUUCCACCGGACAUCCUCGCCUUAAAGGAACGUAUCUUUACCGCCUUAUCAAGGAAGCGCUUGAAGGAUAACGACAACGGCAUUCACAACCGCCUCGACCGCAAACUAUUCAAGACCCACAUGACCAAUUUCAGAACAUCCAUAAAAAAUAUGAAGGCCAUCUUGGAAACUAAAACUUUCAAGGAUGAACAAGAGUUGGCUGACAAAGUACUUUAUACCACUCUCCGUGCAGGCAAGUACGAGGCCAGAGUGUUCCAUCUUAAGGGCCACACAAACGAGGAGUUUGUCAAAGAUUCUGAGGAAUUCUUGAAGGUGUUCAGCGCUCACAAGGAAAGUAUUCAGAAGAUUGAAACCUUACCAGAGGACUGUUGCCGUAUCACCCUCACCUCCACUGUGGCGGACCUCCAGGAUUUGGACUUCCCCGACUUGAUCCAGUUGGGCAAAUUUGAGUUCUUGAAACAGUUUACCAUUACAGGGAUCCCAGUGUUUGCCCCCAAGAGGGACACCGUAGCUAUCAACCCCUGGUCAUACACUGUCCAGUCUAUGCUCACCUCACCCUACACCAUCCUUAGUCAGGUGGCACUGGAAUCCUUUGCUGAAACUAGUCCUCCCGGUGAAUGCCACAAGGAUGUCAAGGCCAAGUGGGAUGAAGAAAAAACUCGCUUUAAUGCCAUUGUUCCAGUCUUCCCUCCUAAUGCUGCAAAAAUCAUGGAACCACUUGUCCACACCCGGCUGUUUGCCAUGUGUGUCACCUUUGCCAUCCUCAAAAAUCCCCACAUCAUUGAUUUUAAUGUUCACUUGGCUUCCUUAGCUGUUGUGUGGACAAGGAUACUGUUUGAAUAUCCAGCCCAACCAAGACCCGAGUUUGUGCGCCUGCGUGUGGAGAGCAUUGAAGCCACUGCUGCCUUGUACAUCAAUCGGCCAAGAUACACCAAGUACUGGCAGGUACUGAGAGACAACACUGCUCAGGCGCUGAUGACCGAGAGCACCGUGAAGGUUGACGACAAGACCCUCAAGUGCGAGUCCCUCAUUAAGCCCAUGUUUGUCCUCCAUAUGAACCAGCUUCAAGGAGCCACCCAGGAUGUGGGUGUGGCAGCUAAUGUGGUGAAGAUGAUUCUGCUGGAAUUUUUUGGUCGCUGCCUCACAAAUUACAAGGCUAACGAUAAGGAAGCUAUGCCCUUCACACAGUUGUUCACAGAAAAACUUGAUGACAGAGAUGAUAAAGAUUAUGUUCUUCAGUUUAUAGAUAAUGCCAGAAAGAAUGCAGUUUCAUCUUCCACUGAUCUCCUGAGGGAAUUCUAUACCUAUGAAGAUAUCAAGAAAAAAGUGAAACAGAUAGUGAGCAAACAGAUGAAUGAGAUGAAGGAGAAGUUGACAGCAGACAUAACCAUCAAGAUGAAAAUGGAGAAGGUCGUGACUCUACGUAAUGUGUCGAGCGCUGGAGAUGUGUCGUGGAACACUCUGAAAACCUUUGCCAGGGAGGUGGGGCUUACGGAGGACGUCAUUGAUGACUUGUUCAGCGAACGAAGCGUGUUUAUUUAUGUUGCUCAUGCUCUACGCUACAGGGCUUCACGAAAUAGACUGGCUGCCUCUAUUGCGGACUAUGAUAACAGCCUGACUAUGGUCACUAAACGCAUCCAAAAUGAAAGAUUUAGAUUCCUGAGUAAGGAUUUAUCUAUCUGUAAGAAACUCACACAUAUUUUUGAAACUGCGUGGCUGGAUGCAUAUACAUCUGCCCACAAUGUGGUGGUGCUGCCAAUGACUCCACAAGAGAUAGUAAGCCAAGCAAGACAGAAAGGAAUAGAUGUGACAGAGGCCACCUUUGAGCAGGUGUACAAGAGGUACCGUUCUGAUGUUGGCUUGCUGGGUAAUGCGUGCCAGAUUCCAGCUUGUCCCUUCUACCUGGUCCCGUGCAAAAGGUUUAACCAGCACACGUCGGUGGAACGCUGCCAAGCUGGGGUCUUCCUUCACGCCUUCCAUCGCUUGGCCUAUGAGGACAGACAUGAAAAUUUGGACACUGCCCUCCGACACUUUACGUUAGGAACAUAUGUCAAGAACCAGAAGCCACUAUCACCCAGUGUCAUAUCCUCCUUCAAGGGGGAACUGGAGCACCUGCAGCUGAAGUAUAGGAUGACUUCACUAUAACCUGGGUAACUCUCGGGGUUUUCAUAUACUGUACUGCGCUUUAUUAGUGUUUUGUGUUUGACAUCAUACGAUCUCCCUGUAAUUGUUUUUGUCACAUUUCUCUGUUUAUCUUCUACAGUGGGAUUUAAGUGUUGAUAUAGGUAAUAUAAUUAUACAGUACUGUACAUACUGUAAUGUAUAAUACGAGUACAGUACAGGUAUGUACACACUCCCCCAAAAAGUAUCGGCUCCCCUGGGCCUCACGUACAGUAUUUGGAAAUGAACACGGUAACACGUGCACAACAGUCUCGGGUCGGUUGGUAUUUCUGAUUGUGAGUUGCACCUGUCGUUCUUUCUUCUUGCACCCGAUAAUCACCGUGAUAUCUACAGUAUAUCAUCUAUUGUCUACAUAAUGUAAUGAAUUAGGAUUAAUUAUGAUACCAUAUACAAAACCAAUAACAUCAUGAGUAACCUUGUUGAGUUAUGCACCUUAGAUACUAUUUCAGCCCCAGGGGAUGGGUUGCCAAGUAGAAAUAUAAUGUUACUGUGUUUUCAUGAACCGAGGUUACAAUGGAAUCACUUUGGACAUAAUAUGAAACACUAUGAUCAGAUAUUACAUUAAUUUGUAAAUAUAGUAAUUACAGGUGUACAGAUUAAAAUGCCAUAUCCAGUUACAAUGACGUUGUUAUUUACUGCAUUUCAAUAUAAUUUCUACCUCAAUUGAUUAGGUAGCAAUUAUUACUGCAACAUAUCAUCUCAUGAUUGGUGCUGGCAACGGAACAUUAUCUGUUACACACUACGAGACCGUGUCGUCGAGCCCUCCCACGGGAUUGACAGUCACUAUGGAGGCAACACGAGGCAGUACCGUCACCCUUCACGACAUGAGCCUGAGGAACAAGGAGAUAGCUAAUAAUCAUUGAUUUAUAACCAUUGUUUACUCUUAUUGGGAAAGUGACAUUUCUCCAUGUCUGUCGGUGCAAUCUGUGCUUUCCAGUGAGUCUCGGGUACUAGUGUCGGCCGUGGAUUGUCAGCAGAAAACGCCCUCAAUUUGACUGCCGUUAUUUUUGUUACAUUAAUAUCAUUAUAUUACUCUACCAAAGAUGGAGCACGGUGAUUCACCAUAAUUACAACAAAUGCCAAAAACAAUAACUGGCAACCUCACAGAUACUAGGACGGCUGGCCUACCAACAUAAUGCAGGAAUCACAGUUAGUGAGCGGAAAUAUUUGUCCUUUGUGACAUUGUAUCGGUGAGAAAAGGGGCCGAUACUUUUUGGGAGAGUGUACCUAUAGACAGUACUGUAGUACAUGUUGGUAACACUGUUUCUUGCUCCAUCAGCCAAGUUAAGCAACAUUGGGUCUGUUUAUUUAUGAUGUCAUUAACAGUGUCAUUUCCUUACCCUAGCAGGAGUAAAUGUGAAAGUUUGUUGAUAAAUGUAGCAAGUAUUACAUUCAGGGACAGAUCCAGGAAUAUCAAAAGGGGGCUCAAGAAGUUUUGGGUGGGUGAACAUGGCGAGCAAAGCAAGCCCACUCGGCUUCAAAAUGGCCUCAGAAUGGCCAUGAUAUUGAUCAUAUUUAAAAAAAAAAAAAUGGGGAGUGGGGCUGACAAUGCUCCCCCUCCCCCACACACACACACCUCAACUGGGUGGGCUCGCUAUGCUCGCCCUGUUCCCCCACCCACAACUGUUUUGGACCCCCCUUUUGAGAUUCCUGGAUCUGCCCUUGUUUUGGGGGUAGGUAAUGAUAUAAAUUUUGGUGGGUUGGCCCACGACUAAGAAAAGGUCGCCCUUGCCUGCCGUACAGGUGUGUAGAUACUGUACUGUAUACCAUGACUCUUGUUCCAGGUGUGGAUGUCUGAUAUUCCACCAGGUAACAUAACUUGUGGAAUAUCAGGGAACCUCAUCUGUUUGUCACCUUACUGUGCCAGCUGGUGAGUCUGUAAGUAAUUGCUCUUACACUUGAUGGACAAGCUGCUGUGUUUGCCUCUAGUCACAAGCACCAAAGCACCGUUUGAGUUUAUAUAUAGCAGGCAUGUAUCCCACCAACCGCCACCUUAUCAACUGUUUAAGAGUAUUUAUAGUACAAUACUUUGUGUCCACAUAAACACAAUGGCUUUAUUAUUUAUUUAUUAAAAUAUUUGUACAUUGUUAUUAUAAUGACCAAAUGAACCAAUGAUUAUCGGAGGUAAUUUACAGAGCUCCUAUGAUACCAGCGAGAUAGAGGGGUUAAUGCCGCACAGUACCCGGGCACAUCCUCCGACAUUAGAGAAGAAAGUGAGGGGCUGCGUUUAGUUCUAGUUUGUUUGGUUAGCCCACAUUUAUACAAGUACUACUGUAUAUAUAUUGACACUGCCUCACAUAAUACUUGGGUGUGGAUUCUAAUUUUGGGUUUGUAGGAAAACAUUAUUAUAUUAUUCGGUAGUUUUUGUAGGGGAGGAAACACUUUUUUAAUGAACUAUUCCUACAGAGAGCAUUCUUAUUACUGUAUACACUUAUUAUAAUGUACUGAACUGCAACAAUGUUCAGGUUAACAUUUACUGUAUGAAAAAAUAAAAAUAUUGUGAAGGAAAAGCAAUACUGUAACUUACCUGCUGACAAGUAAGGUAGUAGGCAGCUAUCAAACAGGGAGGUACUACCGCCUGGGAAGAUAUUGGAAGCAUAAUGUAUUGUCUAAU